GCGCAAUACCUACCGACUCUGGCUGUCAGAGAAGAAUAUUUUUGAUUGUAAGGGUACGGUUUGAAUCUUAGACCAUCUUGCUUCUAGUAUUAUCUGAUAUGUUUUUACUAACCACUAUUUGUAGUAUAGAUAAUUACUUUAGUGAUUUAUGAGUUUACUGUACGAAAUAAAUUUCGGAUGAAAUAAUUUAGCGAUAUCAAAUGCAGAUCAAUUUAAGUUGUACAAAUUAAUUUGAUACUGGCAAAUUGUGGAUGUUUGAUAACUUAUGAAGUUGUUUUACAAUAUUUCUUACAUGUUAUAUACUCUAAAUUAUACUUCUAUAUAGGAAAAUCUCUGUUUGCUUCCAAUACCGAUGGUAGCUAUAGUUGCUGCUUCCCAGAUUGUAGCCCGAAUUACCUCGUUAUUCUGUUUUCUUUAGCUAUUAGAUUUUGAUGUAAGUUUAUGCACAGGUUCCUGUGGACAUGAUCAUAUCCACUCCCCUCAGUUUUCCAAAACAAUACUACAGUACUUAUAGAAUAACUACAACCAUUUUCAUAGAAUAACUACAACCAUUUUCAUUUAAUUACUUGUUUAAACUAUCCAUAUUCAUCUUUAAACGUAAAAGAAGAGCCAGUAUUUUGCCCGAUUGAGAUAUUUAUGAAUAUACUUUUAUACUAACAAUAAGGUUGGCAACAUGGAAAAUUACUCUAGAUAACCCCUUUGAAACUCAAAUAGAUCACGAAUAGAUCAAAACUCGUAAUGUAUUGAUAUAUCUUAUGCACCAUGAUACUGACCAUCACUUCUAAGAGCUAAUAAUUCAACAUCUCAAAGUAGGCAUAAAUUAGGGCUAUCUCCACAGAAGUGAAUUCGGGUGUGCCUUCCUCCUCCAACAUCGGUUAACAGCAUUUAUUUUCUACAAUGUGGAUAUGAUAACCAUACCCAUUCAAUAUUCGGAGGAAAAUAGCGUCAAAAUAAAACAAAUUGGAAAUAUUCUAUCAUGUCAACAAAUAGCAUUUAAGAUUAACAUAUAAUUAUAUUUUAAAGCUUAAACAAAUAAGCAAAUAGUCAUGCCAUUUUAUUGACCUUUAUAUUUAUUACCAUGUGUAAAGAAAUUGGUUCACUCAAACAAGGUUUCAUACAACACAAAUUCUGAGCCUCUAAUUGCAAUGUCAUGGCAGUUUGUUACUGGACAUUUUUUAACCUUAAAAUUGGGAAAAAGUAAUAGUAUUUUGGCAUUUGGAAUGGUGCCAAUUCUAUUUUAAGGAAGAAAAGUGAAGGUGAAUUGGUGGUUAGUACAAAGUCGUGGUAUUUUGUUUCAUUUAAUGUUUCAUGUUUCGAGGAGUGCAUAUCUAGUGUAUUCUUUAACCACAUUUGAACAGAAGAUCUUGUGGAUGUAACCAUGGCCUCGGCUACUGUUGAACAAAAUUCUGGUAACCAUGCCAACUCAACGGAUAUGAAAGCUGGAGAUCUAGCUGGAUGGAAGGCAAAGCUUAAUCUCCCACCAAAGGACUUGAGAGUCAAAACCACUGAUGUCACAAACACCAAAGGUAACGAGUUUGAAGAUUUCUGUUUAAAACGAGAGCUUCUGAUGGGGAUAUUUGAGAAGGGCUGGGAGAAGCCUUCUCCAAUUCAGGAGGCCAGCAUUCCUAUUGCUUUAACAGGAAGAGACGUUCUAGCCCGUGCUAAAAAUGGUACAGGAAAGACUGGAGCCUAUACAAUUCCAAUUCUGGAAAAGGCGGACCCCAGCAGAGAUGAAGUUCAGUCUCUUGUUAUUGUGCCAACAAGAGAGUUAGCCCUCCAAACCAGUCAGAUCUGUAUUGAGAUCUGCAAACACUUAGGGCUGAAGGUUAUGGUGACAACGGGAGGAACAAAUCUAAAGGAUGAUAUCAUGAGGCUGUAUGACCCAGUACAUGUGAUUAUUGCCACUCCUGGAAGAAUCCUGGACCUGAUGAACAAGAAUCUAGUCAAAAUUGGUAAAUGUGGGAUGCUUGUCCUGGAUGAGGCUGAUAAACUGCUGUCUCAAGACUUCAAAGGAAUGCUAGACCACAUCAUUGCUCAUCUUCCCCACGAUCGGCAGAUCCUUUUAUAUUCUGCUACUUUUCCUUUGACUGUUGAGCAAUUUAUGAGGAAGUAUCUGAAUAACCCAUACGAGAUCAACUUGAUGGACGAAUUGACUCUGAAGGGAGUAACUCAGUAUUAUGCCUUUGUACAGGAAAAACAAAAGGUCCACUGUCUCAACACUUUAUUCUCUAAGUUGCAAAUUAACCAGUCCAUCAUCUUUUGUAACUCCACACAAAGAGUAGAACUUCUGGCCAAGAAAAUUACUGAGCUGGGUUACUCCUGUUUCUACAUUCAUGCUAAAAUGAACCAGCAGCACAGAAAUCGAGUGUUCCAUGACUUCAGACAGGGACUGUGCAGGAACCUUGUGUGUUCAGAUCUUUUUACCAGAGGUAUAGACAUUCAGGCAGUAAAUGUCGUCAUCAACUUUGACUUCCCCAAACAUGCCGAGACAUAUCUCCACAGAAUUGGUCGAUCAGGGCGAUUUGGACACCUGGGAGUUGCCAUUAAUCUCAUUACUUAUGAUGACAGGUUUUCGUUGCACAAGAUUGAAAGUGAAUUGGGAACAGAGAUUAAACCCAUUCCAAAGAACAUUGACAAGUCCCUUUACGUGGCAGAAUUUCAUAUGGUGAACGAUAUUAUGGAGGAAAGGGAUCCCAACACACAACCGAGUGGACGCUAGAGUGUGUUCCACUUUAUCAUUGCAGCAUUGGUUUUCAUAUUUUGCAUCACAACAUGCUGAAACCACUUGUAUACUAAAAAACUUUCAUUUGUAAGCCUUGAAGAACAACAUAUCAACUGAACAUUGUCAAGGAAGAUCAGCAUGUAAUCUUCAUUUCUCAUCAUAAAUGGCAUUAUUAUUUGGAGGUAAAAGUGCACCAGGGGAGACAACUUGUGUUAAUGUUAGUUCACCAGGUUUUAUCACAUUGUGAGUGGGGUUGAAAUAAUUUGGUGACUAGAAGUAGAUUUUUGGUCAAUGCAUUGUAAAUCUGUAAAUGUUAAAGGAAGGGAAGAGAGUAACAAUUGAUGAUGGAGUGAGAAAACUCUUUUCAUUCAGGUUUGUUUUUGGUUCUGAAUGAAGUAGACAUAGGACACCAUUCAGAAUAAAUACACUAAUGCAAAAGUACUAAACAAAUACUGAUGAAAAUGUGCAAAGCUUGAUGAUUUUAUGGUGAGUGGUUGUCAAGUUUCAAGAGUUUUAUAGGAAUUAAAAGCGUAACAGAAAGAUUAAUGUGGUAGAGGAAGUCGGUGUUCAUGAAAGCCCUUGAUGAAUGGGGUUUUAUCCAUUGUCAAUCUUCUGCUCUCUUCCCUAAGAGUUUAAUAUAUUUUUGGUGCAGAUGACUGUACAGAAACAGCAUAAUGAAGUCUGCACACAAGAUUCAGCUAUUUAUUUUUGUUGAUCUCAGUGCUGUUGGAAGCAUGUAUCUGUUUAGCUAGGCAUAUUCUCUGUAUUUACAAAUUCUUUCAGAGAAUUUUAUAGUGAAGAAAUUUGCCAUUUCAUCUAAGCAUGCAGAGACAGUAUUAAAUGCCAUGCUAAGUUUAAAUUAAGUUUGUUGCAUUCAUGGAGAGAUGUAACUGAGCAUUGUCUUUGUAUGUUAAUGGAAGAUUUAAAAAAAAAAAAAAAACUUGAUGAAUUUUUUAACCCAGUAGGAAGAUUAGAGGACAAUCUGAUUUCAAAGCUAGCGGUUACAGAUACAGGCUUCCAUCGUAAACAUGUGUACAUUAUUUAUAUUCAUUGUCAUGAUAAUUGUGGUGUCACAAAGUGACAAAUUCAGACCCCGAAUCAAAAGCAGCCUGCACUUCAGCAGUAUUUCAUUGUACAGAUGUCCUUCCAUUUGUGUAGAUUUAAGAUGUUAAUGGUGGGCAAAUUCCUCACCUCAGCAAAAAAAUAUAGAAACUGGUCUUCAGAGUCCUUGUACAUAAGACUGAGCUUGGCUCCUGGUGAGCCGGGCCAAAAAUGUUGAUUGUUUGCAUUGACAGAGUGCUUCAAUGUGCGUUAAGUAGGCUGGACAAGGUUGUAUGUGUAAACUAGUCAAAUUUUGUAUCUGAAAUCCAAUAUCACCACAGUAAUAGACAUUUUGUAUCUUGUAACAGGGAUGUGCAAUUUUUGUUCUCAUAGUGAAAAGUGUGUUCCUACUGCAAGACUAGUGUCCUGUCCGUCUAGAGAGAGUUCUGAUACGUUAAACUGAUGGGGGUAUUUUUUUUUUUACAAACAAAAAGUUUCUGCUACCUGUAUGCAUAUUGAAGACAUGGUCUUGUUGUUUGAGCACAUUUCAUUAGAUCAGCAAUGAUAUGAUUUACAUGAAUAUGCCAAUGGAUAAAACAUUGCUGUGUGAGCACAUGUAACUGGAUCAGCAGGCCGUUACGUUUACAUGUUAAUUCCAAUAGGAAAAGCCUUCCAGUCCAAAUUGUUCAUGUCCAAAACCUUCUGAUGACUGGAUAUUUGUUUUUAUACAAAAAGAAGUGUUAGGAAGAAAGAACAGCAGGAGCACCAGUCUAUUCUGUAUCAGAUGAUCUCAGGGUUUAACUGUUAACUGUCAACGAGCGAUUGCUGUGUGUAUGUUUGUGCUAAAGUGUGCGAGUGUUGUGAUCAUUUGUGCCUUAAACUUUUCUCUGCAUGACAUCUGCAGUCAAACUGGGCUUUGACACAAAGGCUUGGAACAAGGGAGCUGUGGCACCACAUCAGAUAAAAAAUUUGACAUGUUUGUACAUGUUGUAAAGACAAUUUAUGUAACAAUGUGCUCAAAUCGUGAGUAAAUACUUUAUAUUUCUGGAGUUGAUGCAUGCAGAGAAUUUAGCAACAAAAUUUAUUGGAAGGUGAUUAAAGACGUUGUGUUUGUUCUACACUGUGUGAGAGGGGAAAAAUUGAUGGUUUCAACAAAAUAGGAAGAAAAGAGACUUCUAUGAUAUUUUGUGUCCACGGAUUAUUGCACCUUCCUGAGAUUGUGUUCCAGACAAGUGUAAAUUCCAAUAAGGCAAGCAUCGUAUCCCUAGUGACCUCUCGUACCAGAUAGAGACUGGUCUGAAAAGGCAGCUUUCUUAUAAUGCCAGAGAUUUUCAAUCUCCUCAACAGGAAUAACCUAACACCGAGGAAAGGAAGCAUCUGACCAGCCCUGAAGCUGGACCAUUCUAUAAUGCCAAAAGACGACUGCGUUUUUGUUUUCUUCGUUGACUGUGCUAUGUUGAGUUCCAUUUGUGUGUCUGUUACAAUCUUUGUAAUUUACGUGCUACCUGUAUUAUUUUUGUUGGGAGGGGGGUGGAGGUAAGGGGUAUUUGUAAUGGGAGAAUUAGUUACUUUUUUUAUUGAAAUUUUUUUUACGUUGAGGUGCAUAAAUUUAUUUAAACUGUUUUAAAAUUUGUAUCAAGUUGUAAACAAUUGGGGUAAAUUCUGUAGGUAAAUGAAUAAGUUUAAUGGAAUUAUUUUUGCAGAAGUCAACUGUUUCAAGGAGGUUUCAACUAUGCUACAUUCCUUCGAUUUUAUACUGACCAAGGUUCUUUAUAAUGACAAAUUUGCAAUAUUUAUUUAUGUAUUAGUAUUUUUGUGACCUUUGCUAACUUCAGAAAUUUUAUUUGAAGGUCACAUAAUUGACAAGUGACAGAAUUGGGCAAAGAAAUGUUGAAUUUAAUCAUUGAUUAGUUGUUGAUUUUUGUUUUAUGUUUAUGUCACUUUGGUUCUUGUUUCUGAAUUAUGAAUAUUAUAAACAAAAUUGUGCAAAAGGAAAAGUUGUAAAAACAGGAACCAAGAUGAAAGAAUAUUUUUUUCCUGGUGUGUGUUCUUUAGUAAAUGAUUUGUGAAUGCAAUUUGCUAAAAACUACUUAUUCACAGAAUUGAAGUAAACGAGUAUAUCAAAUGGAAUGACCCAGGAAAAAAAUAAUUCUUUGGUAAAUUUGAACUCUUCAAAUUAAAAUGUGGGACUUGAUGACUAAAAUUAAAAGAAGGACAUGCUUUGGAGCUGAGCAAAAUUUUGGCUUUUAUCAGCAAAAUUAAUAGGGUUGGGGAAAUUUGAGAUGGGAAGGGAUAUUCUAUUUGGAGUAGAUUUGGGGUUAUUUUAAAGUUAAAUUUUAUUGGAUAUAUCUUUCGAAUUCUGAUGUAAAUUAACGUCCCACUUUUGCUCAGACAUGUCCUUAGAAAUGCAAUGGGGCAGAGAAUAAACUUCCAACUGGCAUGACAAUUAGACAUUCUGUGAACGACACUCAACAAGAAUGCUGUUUCAAAUUUUUAUGCAUGUUCGCAAUGUUCUUCCAGAACAAUUUUGAAUACAAUAAUUACAAUAGAAAAUGUUCAUAAACAACAUAAGAUUUUGUGGAUCUUCAGAGUAUACAAUGGUUUGAAUGAUAUAAAGAGCGAAAAAAAGAAAGAAAAGAUUACAAAAAUAAAAUUCUGAAAAUUUA
Ostrea edulis (European flat oyster) is the source of this 6429-nucleotide messenger RNA. Its product is annotated as ATP-dependent RNA helicase me31b-like. Gene Ontology annotation, biological process: P-body assembly; cytoplasmic stress granule assembly. The coding region runs from base 1379 to 2719 and encodes 446 amino acids. The transcript is spliced from 12 exons. The record is from RefSeq and is a predicted model, not a curated record. Gene Ontology annotation, cellular component: cytoplasmic stress granule; P-body. NCBI's taxonomy places the organism in Eukaryota, Metazoa, Mollusca, Bivalvia, Ostreida, Ostreidae. Gene Ontology annotation, molecular function: RNA helicase activity; mRNA binding; ATP binding.